Messenger RNA from Stomoxys calcitrans (stable fly), 2143 nucleotides. It is a transcript of the gene BBS8, whose product is annotated as tetratricopeptide repeat protein 8. Lineage: Eukaryota; Metazoa; Arthropoda; Insecta; Diptera; Muscidae. The transcript is spliced from 5 exons. Gene Ontology annotation, cellular component: BBSome; non-motile cilium; ciliary basal body. The record is from RefSeq and is a predicted model, not a curated record. Gene Ontology annotation, molecular function: protein binding. The coding region runs from base 1 to 2100 and encodes 699 amino acids. Gene Ontology annotation, biological process: non-motile cilium assembly.
AUGGCCACUUCUUCGAGACCGGCGGCCUUUGCAACAACGAGACAUUCCAAAGAAUUCAAAACAAAUCUUAUGAAUAAUGAUGAUGAUAUUUUUGUGAACGACGAUGAGGACGAGGCUUCAGCUCUACCACCACCACCAGCACCAGCACCAGCACAACAACAAUUAGACUCAUCCUCGUCGACAUUGACGUCGACCACCACAUCAUUGUCCGCCAUCUCAGGCCUAUUGCAGAGUGCAGCGGCUGCUCCAGCAUCCGUUGAGAAAUCACUGGCGACCCUGGAACUGCAAUAUUUCAAAGCUGUCUCGCUGUAUCGACGUCGAAAUUAUGAAAAAUGUGUUGAGGUGUGCAAUGCAAUGUUGCAAGCGGGUCACGAAAAUAAUGUCCAAAUGUUUCAUACACCACCAGAUGAGGAGGACGAGGACGACAGCACUUCGCCCGACCAACUGGUCGAUUUUAAGAACAAUGCCAAUGGUGUUGGCAACAUCAACAACAGUAGCAAUGGAAACAAUGUUCAGCGUUACGGUAGCAAAUUGCAACGCAUGGGCGCCAUCAAGGGUAGACCCCACCAGCGUGGAAUUUAUGGCAACAAUGUUGCCACCAAUGCUCCAGCAAGUCCCGCAAUAGCGCGAGCACCAUCAUCCUCAGCCACAACCGCACCUGCAGGAAGUGGGACGGGGGCUGUUGGAGCAGCUGCGGCAUCCUUUAGCAUUUUGCCCACGUGGAUGAUGGAAGGCGUUUGGCAAUUAAAAAUGCGCGCACUUACGCAACGCAUCUACAUUGAUGAUUUGGAAACAAAUGAUGCCGACGAUGCAGUCAAUGAAGAAGUUGAGUUCGAACGAAUUGCCACAACCGCCCGACCAAGAACCUCUAUAAAGACUGCCUUUGUACCAAGGCCCAGCACCAGCACUCUGAGGAGUUCUACAGCGUUAUCACGAGGGGAGAGUGGAACCAGGCGAAUGUUGACCUCAAGCAUGAGUUCAAGGCCCACUUCAGGAAUUGCCCGUCCCGGUACCAGUGGCCUCAGUCGCCCUGGCUCAUCUCUUGGGGGUAGACCUGCCUCCCGCUGUGGUACUGCCUCACGUGUAAGAGCCACCUCAGCGGCAGCCUAUACUAUAGGUGAUGCCACAGCUCCCCUGUAUCAGGCAUCACGUUUGAAUCCCACCAUUUAUGCUGAGCGUAAAGUUUUGGUGAAAGCCCUUUUUCAAUUUCUCUACUAUCAUGAAGCCGAUGUUCUCAAAGCCUAUUCCCUGUGUGAAGCUGUGAUAGAUGUUCACAAACAAAAGCGUGGUUCUUCAGCCUCUCUACGCUCCCUGGCAAGUUGUGAUGAAUGGUGGUGGCAACAACAAAUGGGUCGAUGUUUAUUGGCCCUGAAAUAUCCCCGCAAAGCAGAAAGUUUCUUACACCAAUCCUUGGCAAAUUUUCCACAUCCCGAUACUUAUGUUUUACUAUCGCGUCUUUAUCAACGUUUGGAUCAAAAUCAAAAAGCAAUGGACCUGAUACAAUCGGCCGUGGAUAAGCAUCCCUUCGAUGUGACAUUUCGCAUUGAACAGGGACGGCUGUUGGAUGUCAUGUCGCAAAGUGAAGAUUCUAUGCAAAUGUAUCGUUUAAUAGCCAAAUUGAAUCCAAUCAAUGUGGAGGCCUUGGCUUGCAUAGCGUUAAACUAUUUCUAUGAUAAUAACCCGGAAAUGGCUUUGAUGUAUUAUAGGCGAAUUCUUUCUUUGGGAGUUCAUUCUGCAGAACUGUACUGCAACAUUGGUUUGUGUUGUCUAUAUGGAGGUCAAAUCGAAUUGGUGCUACCCUGUUUUCAAAGAGCUCUACUAACAGCCAAAACCUCAGAACAAAAAGCGGAUAUUUGGUACAACUUAAGUUUCGUGGCCAUUACAACUGGUGAUUUCAAUCUGGCCAAACGUUGCCUACAACUCUGCCUCACAUCCGACGCUCGCAAUGGAGCUGCUCUUAAUAACCUCUCAGUAUUGGCUGCCUAUACGGGUGAUAUCUUAAAGUCAAAGUCCUACUUAAAUGCCGCUAAGGAUGUAAUGCCGGAUUCCCAGGAAAUUAAGAAUAAUUUAAAAUACAUGGAUGAACAUUAUAAAUUGUAAUCGUAAAUAGUAUUUAUUUGUUGUUAACAGAGAAUAAACGUAU